This is a messenger RNA of Ostrinia nubilalis (European corn borer), 3642 nucleotides long. RefSeq lists its product as uncharacterized. The record is from RefSeq and is a predicted model, not a curated record. NCBI's taxonomy places the organism in Eukaryota, Metazoa, Arthropoda, Insecta, Lepidoptera, Crambidae. The transcript has 2 exons. Bases 1 to 3642 code for a protein of 1213 amino acids.
AUGAUUCUGCGCGCACGCCCACCACCCCCUCCGGCCCUGUCCUCGUCAUCGUCCCCGCGCUCCUCGUCGGGCGAAGAGUUUGUAACUCCCCCUGACACGGGCGCGUCGAGCGACGAGGGCGGGCCAACGACGCCGCCGCCGCCACCACGACCUGCGCGACGGGGACGCCCGCCGCUGCCGGCACGCUUGGGGUCAGCGAGGCAACCUGCCUCGCGCACGGCCCCCGCUACCGGUGGUGUAGUGCGCCGCAUGCGAUGGACUCAAACCAUGAAUGAGAACUGCAUGCGCGCCUAUUAUGGGGCUACAGAAGGGGGAACCGUCCUGACUGCGUAUCGUGAUCGGAUCCUGCCUUUGUUUCAGAACCUUGAGCCGACCAUCACCGUUUCUGCACAACGACUGUCGGAUCAAGUGCGGGCUAUUCAACGGUGCAAGCUGUUGGACCAGUCUGUACUUGAUCGACUCCGCCUGGAGGCGAUGCCUGCUCGGACAACUCCCCUCUUGACGUCAGAGCCCCCUGCCUCGUCGUCGCCUACGGUGUCGUCAUCGACACCACAAGCGGCGAGGGUAGACUCUGGUGGUGAAGAGGAGGGUUUGCCGAGUAGUGUAAGUUACCAGGUGAGUGAGCGAUUGAGGAGGGCUUUGGAGGACACUAUUGGUCAGUAUCGGUUCACGUCAGAUUCAAGGCCUCGACUACCGCGUUUGCCCACUCAUAGACGUAAUUUGGCGUUAAUGGGAGCUCUGAAUGCAUUGCUAAUUCCGUAUAUGCGGACUAGCACAAAUUUAUUUGAUACCCACUCGAUCCUGUAUUGUGGUGCCAUUGCGGUUUGUCGUGUUGCUGGUGUCCAGUUCCCAGACUCGGACAGAGCAACGCGUCCUGCCGGAAUGGCACCCGCGUGGCAAAUACGGAUCGAGCGGCGUAUUAAUGCAUUCAGAACUCUCAUUGCAAAGCUAAUUUGUUUUAGACGGGGAAAUAAUCGUCCCCGAGUCAUGCGGUUUGUGGCGCAAGCCUUUGCUGGGACUGGCGUUCUACCUCAGGACUACAUGACUUGUGUCACAGAACGCAUUGACUACCUAAAGCAAAAAGUCUAUGCAUGGGCAAACCGUAUUCGUCGCUACAAAGAGCGCGUGAACAGAUACUGGCAAAAUCGUGUCUUCCAAAGUGACCAGAGGAAGGUGUACCGGAGAUGGGAGGGAGCUGAUCAACGUGUGAGCGACGGGCAGCUGCCAGAUGUCAAUACCAUGAUUGAUUUCUGGCGUGGCAUUUGGUCGAUGCCCGUUGAGCACACUGAGGGUGAUUGGAUGCGUGUAAUUGAGCGUGAAUGUGAGUCCAUCGAAUCCAUGGGGUCUAUUGUUAUAGAUCCCGAAGACGUUAGUAGUGCAAUCAGUACGGCCCAGAACUGGAAAAGCCCUGGGCCGGACGGAUUGCACAACUUUUGGAUUAAGUGGAUUCGAUGCUCACAUGACCGUUUAGCGACACAAUUCCAAGAAGCCCUCGAGCUCGGUUCCCUUCCAGCCUUCAUGACUACCGGUGUCACCACCUUGCUCUACAAAUCUGGUAGUACCAUGGACCCAAAAAACUACAGACCGAUUACAUGCUUGCCUACCAUCUACAAGCUCCUUACAUCUAUUCUGACCACAAAAAUUAAUACGCAUAUUGUCGCGAACAAUAUCUUGGCCCCUGCUCAGAAUGGAUGUAAGCUUGGGUCUCGUGGUACUAAAGAGCUCCUCCUCAUAGACAUGACCAUUAGCCAACAAGUUCGACGGAGCAGGAAAGCUCUCUCUGCUGCCUGGAUUGACUAUAAGAAGGCCUAUGAUUCGGUGCCUCAUUCAUGGCUAGAGAGGAUUUUAGAGUUGUAUAAGGUAAAUGCAACUCUGAGAUCCUUUUUAAGCUCAUGCAUGGGGCAGUGGACUACAGUCCUUCGGCAGCCAGGUGGUAGUGAGAGUUCUCCUGAUCCAUUGAACUUCAUAAGGAUUGAGCGAGGCAUUUUCCAGGGUGACAGUUUGAGUCCCUUAUGGUUCUGCCUAGCACUGAAUCCUCUUAGCACUCUGUUAAAGGAUUCAGGGCUUGGUUAUCGGCUUCGAAGAGGGGGUGAGGUCAUUAGUCACCUGCUCUACAUGGAUGAUCUCAAGUUGUUCGCACCAAAACGACAAGACCUGGUGAAGUUGCUAAAAACCACACAGGUAUUUAGCAACGCCAUCAGGAUGGAGUUUGGUGUAGACAAGUGUGCGGUCUUACAUGUAGAGCGGGGAAAAGUUGUGAAUUCUCCGAAUUUACAACUUUCUGAGACAAUGACACUCAAAUCUCUCUCCGAAACUGAGACCUAUAAGUAUCUUGGUAUGUCAGAAUCGUUAGGUAUAUCGGUAGAAGACAUAAAAAAAUCGGUGAAAGAACGCUUUUGUAGCCGUCUGACAAAAGUUCUUAAUAGCCUUUUGUCUGGCGGCAACAAAGCAAGAGCUUUCAACGGUUGGGUGAUGCCUCUACUAAUAUACUCAUUCGGCAUACUAAGAUGGACUCAGACUGAGCUUGAUGCCCUGGAUAGGAAGGUACGUCAGCAGCUUACACAACAUCGCAUGUUACAUCCGCGCUCAUCUGUAAUGAGACUGUACAUUCCACGGAAGUGGGGAGGUCGAGGCUUUCUAAAUGCCAAGAACCUCCACAACCGUGAAGUGUGCAAUCUCAGGGAUUAUUUCCUUACCAAUGAGUGCGGAAUGCAUCGCGAUGUUGUGGCAGUUGACAAAGGCCUCACGCCGCUCUCCUUGGCGAACGAGAACUGGCGCAAGCCAAAGGUACUGAGCGUCGCGGAUCGGAAGGACGUAUGGAAGAGCAAGGAGCUGCACGGGAGGUUCUAUCGGACCCUAACAGGUCCCGAUGUGGACCUCCUCGCCUCGGUGAACUGGCUACGCUUCGGUGACCUCUUCGGGGAAACCGAGGGUUUUGCUUGUGCAAUUGCUGACGAGGUAAUGAUGACGAACAACUAUCGAAAAUAUAUCCUGAAAGACGGUACGGUCGACAUUUGUCGAGCAUGCCACCGUCCCGGAGAGUCACUCAGGCAUAUAAUUUCUGGUUGUUCGCAUCUUGCUAACGGUGAGUAUUUGCACAGGCAUAACCUAGUAGCCAGAAUCAUCCACCAGCAACUUGCUCUUCAGUACGGCCUUCUUGAAUCUGAGUCGCCAUAUUACCAGUACCAGUCGGUGCCAGUUCUUGAAAAUGGUCAUGCAUUGCUCUAUUGGGAUCGGUCUAUCAUCACAGACAGGACUAUUGUCUGUAAUAAACCUGAUAUUGUGGUGGUUGAUCGAUCCCAACGUCGGGCAGUGCUCGUUGACAUCACCAUCCCGCAUGACGAAAACCUCGUGAAGGCCGAAAAGGAAAAACAAAGCAAAUACCUUGACUUGGCCCACGAGAUCGCAGAAGACAGACACUGCCUUUGCAAUCUGUUUGAUGUCACGCUACUUCCCGCCACGUCACGUCAUGUCGUCACGCACGACACCGUCGCACCUCGCGCGCCCACUGCCAUCUUGAAUCGCGCUCACUUCCCGCCACGUCACGUCACGCUACGUGUCACGCACGACACCGCGUUACUCGUCGCAUCCGAGGCGUCCGGACUAAGGCGGCUUGCCAAGCUGCCGGCGUAUAAGCAUUAG